Molecule: messenger RNA, 2269 nt
Organism: Suillus clintonianus
Lineage: Eukaryota; Fungi; Basidiomycota; Agaricomycetes; Boletales; Suillaceae
Exons: 7
Coding region: 106-2133 (675 amino acids)
Source: RefSeq, a predicted model, not a curated record
GGGUGGCCGGCAGUGCUGGUUCACGGUAAUUCCAUUGAACCAGAUCUCAUAGAUUCUUCCUUGUCAAUUCUUUGUAUCUCCAUAUCUCCAUCUGUAAUCUUUAACAUGUCCAGACAUAGGCUUGUACGAAAUAUGAACAUCCAUGAUGAACUGGAUGAUGACGCUUUGUCCGAUGGAGGUGAUGAGCUCACUCCCGAGCAGCAUGCACAAAUGAUGUCGUGUCUCGAACAAAUUAGAGAGAUCAUCGGAAACGAAGCUGCCUCAGGUCUUGACGAUGAUAUCAUCAAAGAAAUCCUAUGGGAUCAGUACUUUAAUAUAGAGAGCAGUUUAUCGAUACUGUAUGAGGAGCAGGACCGGAGAGCGUCAGCCAAAACUCGCAAAGUGCGAUCCGUCAGUAAUGAUACCCCAUCCGAGGGUAUGGAGGGGGCCCAUGACGUACCACAAUACGUGGCUGGACCAACAGGAUACGAAUAUUAUGAUGGCGACUUGGACCGACCUCGAGUUCCCCUCAUAGUAUUGGCACAGCAAGGCCAGCAUGAGGCUUACUAUCCUGAGGAAUAUCCAGAUGAGGUCGACUCGGAUGAUAUACCAUUGGGCGUCAUGUCACGCGGCUCGAGACUCAGCACCAUUACGGAGAUUACCGAAAGGACUGAACCCUCUCGCCACUGGCCUUCAAAACAGCAACUCGUAGCUUUAAACAACCCACGUGCGUCGACUAUCAGUAACUCCACGACAUCGUACGGACAGGUCAUUGAUACUCGCGCACGCAGUCCCGUCGCGGCCGAAUACCCUGAUACGUCGAUGGACCCAAACUCCAUUCCUCCAUCCCCAUCCCCAUCUGCUGUACGACGUCUUUCCAACUACGAAGCCGCGCCAUCACUUGCUCCAUCACUAUCACAAUCCGAUCUGCGCACAGAGCUGCUUCCAACAGAGCGCGCAGUUUCACGCGCAAAAUCAGUUAUUCCUGUGCCACCCAUGGAUACGCUUCCAGAGAUUUCCGAUUUCCAGUCGAAGGCGAGCGAAAAACCGCUCCCUCCUAAACCUCCAGCUAGCAGUAAACCCUCGAAAUUAUCCAUGCUUGCGAGUUCUCGUGCAAGUACGAGGACUUCUCGCUCAUCAGAUUUGGACACGACUUCAGUACUCACAUAUCCCGCCUUGCGACCCAACGCAGAGAGCCGAUUAUCAUUCGCACCCGCUGCCGCUACAAAACGGCCAUCUACCGAGAAGACACUUCCUUCUAUAAAGGCUCCGUCUACCAAGGCUCCGUCUACCACCACUUCUUCCAUGUCUUUGCAUGUCAAACAGGCCAUCCAGACAGCUUUAGAGCUAGAAGCUCAUGAUCGUGAAAGAGCCGCCAGACUUUCGCCAAAGAGCGAGUCUAGCGUGGCGUCUAAAGCGCCAUCAGUUUGUACUAUCAAGCCAACGCUGCCACAUUCGCCACCUCGAGCUGAUCCCAGCUCAAACUUGCUUAUGCGCAUAGAGCCUGAAGCGAAGGCUCGCCCUCAGUCCAAGCUCGCAGCGCUUGCCCAAGCAAAAGCGAGUGCCAAUAGUACUAGUCUCAUGUCGAAGCUUCCGAAAUCCCCGCCUAGUUCGCCUCCGAAGGAGCUUCCUAAAUCUCACACACAAUAUUUCACGCCAAUCGCAAAUGGAGCCACAGCUACUACUGCUAUAACCACAUCCUAUCAGUCGCUCCAAAGUCUUUCCAUGCCGCAGACUCGGGAGCCUGCGACGCUAGUCCAGAUGCCUGGCGCAGAGCCCAAGCAGUCUAAAUUGGCAAAGAAGGUCAAGAAAGCGAGUGAAAAACCGCAGUCUACGCCACCCGACGACGACGAUACUUGUGUCAUCAUACCGUCUCCAUUGUUCCUAUCAAAGCCAACUAACCCUCACAAGGACACGCAUUCAGCUCACAAGUAUGGAAGGGAGGUGCCGAAACUUGUGAAGGUGUACGAGGCUGCCCAUUCACAGGGCCACUCUAGCCUCGGUCUCUCCCACUCCCAACGACACAGGUCGUCUCGUCCUAGGGCUGCACCGCCGGAGACGAAGAUACCCUUGGGAUUUGCUUUUGACGUUCCAAGCCCUGACGAUAUCGUAUUCAACGCACGUCGGGGAACUUCUCUCGCGCAGAGACGGUGAACAAGCCCGCUCGUUCCCAACUCCGUCCACGUUCCUUUCUUGUAUUUCUCUAUUUAUUCAUUUUUCUGGAGGACUCUUGUUUGUUGUAGAAUUAUUAUUAUGGGCUCUAAUGGAACUUUUUUGCUGAUCCUCACUU